Molecule: messenger RNA, 1858 nt
Organism: Colossoma macropomum (tambaqui)
Lineage: Eukaryota; Metazoa; Chordata; Actinopteri; Characiformes; Serrasalmidae
Product: lipopolysaccharide-induced tumor necrosis factor-alpha factor homolog
Exons: 5
Coding region: 50-625 (191 amino acids)
Molecular function (GO): zinc ion binding
Source: RefSeq, a predicted model, not a curated record
UCCUCAUUUGACUUCCUCUCUCCUCCCAUUUUUGCUGUGUUUACUGCUCAUGACUCAAACUCACUUUGUAUCCUGUUCUCUGAGGAAUACCAGAUCAAAUUCAGCUAUCUCAUCAACUGCUUUUCCUCUAAGGCCCCUGAAUAUGGAUAAGAGUGGUGAACUCCCUAAGGAACCUGCCCCACCUUACCCAGGACCUCCAGCUAAUUAUGGAGGACUAAACAUGGGGCCCCAUCCGGGCUACUCCCCAGCUCAAUACCCUCCUACGGCUGGCUUUACUGCAUACCCUGGACCUGCAUCUCAGCCAGGCCAGCCUGCAAUGUAUCAAGGUCCCAGUCCUGGUGUAAACCCUGGAGAUAUUCCUGUAGCUACAACUGUAACGACAGUAGUGAUGCCUCCUAACCUGCGUGAUGUGCCUGGACAGACUAGAUGUCUUCAGUGUCAACAGGAUGUCAUUACUAGGACAGAGCACAGCUCUGGACUUUUAACAUGGUUCAUAUGUGGAGGUCUUGCCAUUAUUGGGUGUUGGCCAUGUUGUCUGAUCCCAUUCUGUGUGGAGUCAUGUAAAGAUGUGGAGCAUCGCUGUCCAAACUGCAACAAUGUUGUUUAUAUUCACAAGCUAAUGUAAUACCUGUGCUGUCUCAUAGCAGUCCAUUUGGGCCGGAGGACAUAAUCCGCUUCCUUUAUGUUAAUCUGUUAAGGUAAUGGCUAGGUACAGAUUUAUGCAUGAGUGAUUUUCUUAUCUUUAAUUGCAGGACAUCCAAUAAAAUCACUAAAACUAAUAUAGAUUCAGUCUGUCACUUACUCAUUAAGGGAAGAUCAAUGACGGUGUUCUAAUGAGCCACCGUGAUGAUCCUGAUGGUGAUGGUGAUGAUGAUGAUUAUGGCAUGGAAAUGAGAUAAUAUAGGGUAAAGAAAUCAAGGAAAAAACAAUAGUAAUAUGCAAGCUCUUGAGAUAGCUCCCCACUUGCAGAAAUGUUUCUCCACCAGAGAAAUGUCAGACUGAAUCUGUGGACAAGAAAAAGGUUAGACUAGACUAGAAAAAAAAAAAUACUCCAAUUACCACAUGUAAAAAGUUUGACACAGACUGGAAAAUCACGACUUUGGUCAUUUGAAUGAAUUUUUUUUCUUUUUGCUUUACGCAGAAUGUCUAUUUUGCUAACAAAUGAAUUGAACUUUGUGGAGACUCCUUCAUGUGUAAUGCUAAAAGCUAGGCAUAUCAAAGUACAGCUAGCCAGAUGACAAGUAAAAUGUAAUGAAGAACAUGCUAUCGAUACUAUAUGUCCAAAGGUUUGUAGACACCUCUUUUAAUGAGUAAAUUCAGCUACUUUUAAGGUUGAACCAGUGCUGGCCUAUGCAUGCAAAUGGGCUCACAUAGCUUGCAUAAUCUCCAUAGAAAAGUAUAGUCCAUACAAUGGGAUGCUCUGGAGCAGCCACACAUGAGCCUAAGGAUAUCGUGCCCAAUGUUAAGUGUCAGACAGAGGGAUAUAGAGCGUAACCCAGCAUAAGCACCCGACCUCACUAAUUGUGGCUGAAUGCAGUCAAAUCCUAACAGCAGUGUAGUGUAAAGCUUUCUGAGAAGAGUAGAGGCUGUCACUGCAGGAAACGCAGAACAAAGUCUGGUCCAUAAACUUUUGGGCAUGUACUGUAGUUUGAAUAAAUUAUCCUGUCAUAUUUGCAUAUGUGGUUAUCCAGGUUUCAGAUUUGUUUACCACAGUAGUGUCAUCACUUAAGAGUGACCUGAAGGAAAAAAAACAGUGUAAACAUUUCUUCUGUUUUUCUUUGAUUACCUUGUUGUUUAAUGUUGUUAAUUUUUGUUGCAUUACACAAGCAGAAGUGACAAAUAAAAUAAUCAAAACUGA